Molecule: messenger RNA, 3096 nt
Organism: Carassius auratus (goldfish)
Lineage: Eukaryota; Metazoa; Chordata; Actinopteri; Cypriniformes; Cyprinidae
Product: sterile alpha motif domain-containing protein 9-like
Exons: 2
Coding region: 943-3084 (713 amino acids)
Cellular component (GO): cytoplasm
Source: RefSeq, a predicted model, not a curated record
UCAUUUCUCCACAUUGCCACAAAGACAGGAAUCCCCAUCAAUUAACAUCAGUCUGGAGAUGCUCUUAAUCUCUUAAUAAAACAAUAAUAUAUAAUUAAAGUGAAUUGACUAAAUUAAUGCAGGAUUGAUCAUGUAUACUAUACCUGCAUCCAGAAGUGGAACCAUCGCGAUUCCAGUUAAACUUAGAGAAUCACUAUCAUGCCUCAAUGUUGUAUGGUCCGAUAUGUUUGAAACAGUAGACAUUAACCCUGAAGAAGGAAGGAAGCAUGAGUCUGAUUUUCUUAAAGGAGCCCCGCCAAAGUGGCUUAAUUUAGCAGAGGAAGAAAACUCUCCUUUAGUCGAGAGAGACGGCUUUAAUGAUUUAUUACAGUUAAUUAAGAGAAAAAGAAGAAAACGCUGUCUCAUCACUGAUAUUUCUUUGCGAUACCAGCCCGGCAGUGGAGGCUCAACUCUCUCCAUGCAGGUGCUUUGGCAUUUCCGGAAAGAUCUCAGAUGUGCCAAAGUGAUCGAUUCAGAUCUAGACACCAAAGAGCUGUCGAAACAAGUGCUGGACCUCUUUCUGCUGUCUAAUGAACAACAUGCUGAACAAGAUCGGAAAACUGUGCUGCUGUUACUGGACACCAAGACAAAGCUGGACAAUGAUCUCAGAGAAAACCUGAUCGAGGAAAUCCAUAAGAGGUGCAUCAACACAGACUCUCCAGUCGUGAUCAUUUUAAACUGCAAGACUACAGACUUUACUCUCACCGACACACUGAUUCUCAACAAAAUGCCCUCUGAAGAGCAAAUUAGACAAUUUAGGGAAAAACUUAUACAACAGAUCCGACUACAGAGAAAAGGCCAAAGGAGAGUCGCAACCAUAAAUCUGUUGUACCACGAAGCCAGCGGUGGAUUAACACUAGAAGUACUCUCAGAAGUACUGAGAGACUUGAGAGAAGAGUUCACAUGUCAAACCCUGACAAAAUCAUUCAAAACAGUGAUAACAAAGGAGAAAAGCUACUAUGCUACUUAUUAAAGAGUCUGUUAAAGCUAAAGCGUGCCGAUCAAACCAACCAUCCUGCAUUCAUCAUUAUCAAUGCUUAUCAGAAAAAUGUUGUUCGAGUGCCAGGCGACGUGAAGCUGAAAAUGGAGCUCUUACCAGAGGAGAAGGACAGGUUUGCUCAGAAAAAGCUUCAGCUGGAAAGUAAACAUAAGGAAAUGUCACAGACGUUUCAUGCCUUUAACAUCAUGCAGGGAGGUUUCCAGAAAGAAGAUGCAGAGAAACUGAUCACAGAAGAAAUGGUGAAACAUAUUGAAAAAGACACGAAGUCAAGCAGCACAAGACUUCUCAGUUUUCUGGCUUUGAUAAACUCAUAUGUCCCAGGUUCACACUUGUUGAAGAUUUUCUGUGAGGAUUUCAUUAAAGAAGAAGAAUGGUCCACUGAUGGAGAAAACCUUUUGCUGGAAACGAUAAUGAAGCCUUUUGAGGGUCUCAUAGUAACGUACUCGGAAGGAGAAAAAGAAGACCAAUGCAUUCGUCUGGCACAUCCAAUGAUUGCUGAUGCCUGUCUAAAAAUAUUCACUGAGCACAAACUGACAAGAUAUGAUAUCGCUCUUGACUUCUUGAACAGCAUGGUGAAAGGAAACGAGAGUAAUUAUGAGAAAAUUUGCAAGAGCAUGUUCAUCACAAGGCCUGAGGGUCUGAUGGAAAAGGAAAAGUUUUCCAGACUUAUUCUUGACAUCAUGCAUGAACGUGAAAAUAAUACUGAGCAAUGCAUUUGUUUGUUGGAGUUGCUUUCAGAUUUGUUCUGCACAGACCCUUUUUAUCCUCAAGUUCUUGCACGUUUUUAUUACAUUAAGGUGCAAGAGGAAAACAAAUAUGUUGAGGCAGAACACUGGGCAAAAAUGGCAAUUGAAAGAGACCCUCAAAAUUCACAUUUAAGGGAUACUUUGGGACAAAUUCACAAAAACAACCUGCGGAAAAUCUGGAUUGAAGCUGGAGAAACAUGCACAGAUGUAGAGAACGUUUUGGCCAUUGCACAGUCUGCCAUUGAUGCAUUUAAAGAUGUAGAGGAAGUUGCUGAAAAGGAGUCUGAAGAUGACACUGGAUUCAAUAACAGGGGUCUAUUUGGGUUCCUCCAGGUUUGCAAGAUCAUACAUUCAAGCCCUUUUCAACACUUUGAACAACAACACAGUGAUUUCAUCAGUCGUCUCAAAGGAGAUGUUGAGUCUAGAUAUGAUUUCUUUGAAUGGUAUCUGGCUUUCUCAAGACUAAGCCUCAAUAAAGAGGAACCGGACUACUUUCAUGAAGAUGUUGACGAGUGCUACAGGAAAUAUUUUAAACCGAGAGAGCAGACUGAUGUAAUGACCCUGAAUGAGAAAAAGAUGAAGUCUUUCGGGGGACUGCUUCAUUUCCUAAAAUCAGACAUCAAUGUGCUUAAAGAACAUCAGAGUGCACUUAAAAAUCCAAAAUCUGAUGAUGAAACCCAAACCGUUCUCUACAUCCUUGCUAACAUCAUCUUGAAUCAAUCGGGUGAUCCGUGUGAAAAAGCAGAAGAUCUUCAGGCGAGGUUACAGAGACUUUGGCUGAGAGAAAUGCAAGACAGAAGACAAGAGUUUAACCUCUUGAUUCUUUUGCUCUUUUGGGCUGAUGAAGCACCGCCAGGAAUCACAAACCCUCCAAACCUUGAAAAGUGUCUCAAAAAAAUGCAUCAUUUAUACAAGAGUAAGUAUCAGAAAUACCUCCGCGGUCGCUACCUGGUGCCUCUGUUCUUCUUUGGGAAAGGAAAAGGUUUGGAGAGACUGGUUCACACCUCAAAACUAAAUCAAACUGCUCUGGAGCUCCUCACUGAAGGGGAUGAAAGUGUAAAGAUCAAAGAUCUUCCACGUGUCAAUGGGCAGGUCAGAGGUCAUAGAGUGUUUGCUAUUAGAAGAGAAAAACAGAUUAAACUCACUCCUCACGAUCCGUCCAGUGUGUGCAAACCAGGCCUGGUGUCUUUCUACCUGGGCUUCACCAUCAGAGGACCAGUCGCCUACAACAUCAGAUAUGAAGAGAAAUCUUUCAGGGGCGCAUGUUAUAUGAAGACACACAGAAUGAAAACAACCUAAAUGAUAUUUCAC